Molecule: messenger RNA, 1624 nt
Organism: Anoplophora glabripennis (Asian longhorned beetle)
Lineage: Eukaryota; Metazoa; Arthropoda; Insecta; Coleoptera; Cerambycidae
Product: cylicin-1-like
Exons: 6
Coding region: 152-1624 (490 amino acids)
Source: RefSeq, a predicted model, not a curated record
UCGAGAACUAGGUGCUGUCUAAAUGUAAAAAUGAGAAAAAAAUGUGCGUUGCAUCCGACAAAUCCGAACUGAUAUUUGGUUCUUGUGCGAAUUCUGUCUGUUUUUAACAGACUUGUAGAAUCCUGCAGGUGUAAAGUAAGAAAUAUCCAAAAUGGGGGACGAAAUGUACAACAGGAAACUGGAGAGUCUCCAACAAUACAUUCCGUUUUUAGAUAAUAUGAUAGCGCAAUUGAAGGAUCCCAGUAAAAAGAACAGGGAACAACAACUUAAUAAGAUGCAGUCACUUCACGCCAUGAUAACUGACAAGAGGAAGAAAUUAAAACUAGAAACUCUGAUCAAAUGUGAGGAUGUUAUAUCAAAACUUUACGAAAAAGUGCACAACAAACCUAUCGGCCCAAGAAAAAUUGCUGACGAUUUUUUAUCCACACCUGCCAGUCCUAGUCCACCUAGAGAAAUAAUUGCUCCAGCACCCCUCACAAUUCCCACGGAAAGGCUGGAUGAAAACCGAAUCCCAAGAAUUGACAUAUAUAGUAGCGCUGGAGAGAGCCUCAGUAGACAAAGAGCGCAACAGAGUUUAACUUUAGGAACUAAGGUACCUGAUAUGUCCAAACCCCCUAUUAGUCUCGAUGAUUUAAAGACCUUGGAAGAAGACGUUCAGGAAAAAAUUAAUGAAGUUUCAUUAAAUAAAGCGUCACUACAUGAACUUAACUCUCUUAGAGAGAAACUUACCGAGCAAAUCCAGAUGGAGGAGGUUUUAUCGAGGUCUCCUCAAAAACAUAAGAAGGAUGAGUUGGAAUGUAUAAAUACAACAGUGAGGAAUAACCUCAAUUUAACGAAAAAGGUGAUACAGCCUCCUGAAAAGUCUAAAAGUAAAGAUAUUACUAAGUUUGUUCCUAACAAGCCGUUGGAACAUAAUUUCAGUAUGUCGUCGCCCAAAAAGGAGAUCAAAAAUCUUACACCGACGAUCAACAAAUCACCAAAGAUUUUAAAAGAACCGGCCAGCAUUUUCGGAAGUAUUUUGUCUAACAUUGACGAUCAAAUACUGGAAGGCAAAAAAAAGAAAGAAGAACGAAGGAGUUCCGUCACUGGUAAAGACGAGAAGAAACCUUGUGAUAAAGAUGCCAAAAAGAAAGACAGAAGAACAUCGAAAGACGAUACUAAUGAUGCGAAGAAAGACAAAGAUUUGAAAAAGAAAGACAGAAGUAGUAGCUCAACGGAGGAGAAGAACACAACCAAAGAAGAAAAGAAAUCUAAAGGGAUUAAGGAGUUGGAUACGAAGAAAAAAGAACAUCAUCAAAGCGGAGAAAAGAGUAAAUCGAAAAUCGAAAAGAAAGAGAGCGAUAAUAAAGAGGAAAACAAAAAUGAUAAAAAUCAACAGUCCAGUAAGGAUACAACUAAGAACACUUUUAUAUCACUUACCGGUAAAACGUCUUUUGAGGCGGAGGAAGAACGAUUGAAGAAAGAGUUGGAAUCUAAAAAUAGUACGACAUUAGUCGUGGAAUCUGAGGAAGAUAAGUCCAAAAACACGAUAGGGAAAAUAUCUGUUAAAAAAGAUCUGACUUUAGUAAAAGCUAAUGCCGUCGUCAAUAAGGAAGAAGAGCCUACUAAACAAACUACUGGAUAA